Messenger RNA from Echinops telfairi (small Madagascar hedgehog), 880 nucleotides. Its product is annotated as inositol 1,4,5-trisphosphate receptor type 2-like. NCBI's taxonomy places the organism in Eukaryota, Metazoa, Chordata, Mammalia, Afrosoricida, Tenrecidae. The transcript is spliced from 4 exons. The record is from RefSeq and is a predicted model, not a curated record. Bases 109 to 522 code for a protein of 137 amino acids. Gene Ontology annotation, biological process: calcium ion transport.
GCGCAGAAAGCCUCUGUGGAGUCCUGUAUUCGAAGUUUGGCUGAAGUGGCCAAGAACCGUGGAAUUGCCAUUCCAGUGGAUUUGGACAGCCAAGUCAAUACUCUCUUCAUGAAGAGCCAUUCCAACAUGGUACAACGAGCAGCGAUGGGCUGGAGGUUAUCUGCUCGCUGUGGCCCACGCUUUAAAGAGGCUCUCGGAGGGCCUGCCUGGGAUUAUAGGAAUAUAAUUGAGAAGCUACAGGAUGUAGUGGCCUCCCUGGAGCAGCAGUUCAGCCCAAUGAUGCAGGCGGAGUUCUCCGUGUUGGUCGAUGUGUUGUACAGUCCAGAGCUGCUGUUCCCCGAGGGAAGCGAUGCCAGGAUAAGAUGCGGGGCCUUCAUGUCCAAGUUGAUUAACCACACAAAGAAACUAAUGGAGAAAGAAGAAAAGCUUUGUAUUAAAAUUCUUCAGACAUUACGAGAAAUGUUGGAGAAGAAAGACAGCUUUGUGGAAGAGGUACUUUUUAAAAGUUAUUUCAACAUUUGAAAAUGAAGUCGGAUUUUCAGAGUACUGUGCCCGUUUAAUAUAAGAGUGUGUGUUAUAUGAUUACUUGUAUUAUAUUACAUGUACUUACAUGACUUCGUUAUUUAAGUUUUGGCCCCUUUCCUCUUUCAUAUCUUACUUUGAAUGGAGAAGGAACUAAGAUUAGACUGGCCUCAGUAUCUGGCUUAUUUGAUUUAUUAUAUUUCACAUUAGAUAUGUAUAUUUUUCUCAGCCUCGAUGCACCAAAUCAUCUUAUUUAACGAUGAAGCAUUAUUUAUAUUUUAUAUACAUUUCUGCUGCAUCUUAGGAAUGGUCUGUGCUUUCAAAUAUAUAUUGAUUUAAAAAUAUCAACUGUAUGUUA